Molecule: messenger RNA, 4113 nt
Organism: Salvelinus fontinalis (brook trout)
Lineage: Eukaryota; Metazoa; Chordata; Actinopteri; Salmoniformes; Salmonidae
Product: retinal homeobox protein Rx1-like
Exons: 3
Coding region: 994-1983 (329 amino acids)
Biological process (GO): positive regulation of transcription by RNA polymerase II
Molecular function (GO): RNA polymerase II cis-regulatory region sequence-specific DNA binding; DNA-binding transcription factor activity, RNA polymerase II-specific
Source: RefSeq, a predicted model, not a curated record
UGUAGCUAGCUUUACAUCACAUACUUUAUUGGUCUUGUUGAUAAAUGUAGCUAGCUUUACAUCACAUACUUUAUUGGUCUUGUUGAUAAAUGUAGCUAGCUUUACAUCACAUAUUAUUUGGUCUUGUUGAUAAGUGUAGCUACUGUAGCUAUACAUAACAUAUGAUUUGAUAAACACAUGUUGUUAAUUUCAGAUCAGAUUUUUUAACUAACUGGCAAAUUGACAUUGUUUUAUGAAAGAGAUAGUGUAUGUUAAUGCGAACUGGUGCACAUGUGACAAAGUCAGAUACAGAAAUAAGUCCAGGUUCCUUCAUGCAUUGAACAUAAUGAAUAAAUGUCAAGUAGUAUCAGAUGUGAAUUGUUCAUAUCAGCGUCAAAUGUACCCAGACGUUUUCCAACUGAAGGGAAAUUGAUUGUUACCAUAGUAAUAUGCAUUACAACCAAUAUGUCAUUGCAUAACCUUUUACUGCAGUGGGCUAAAUCAUUGUCACACAGUGAUUCUUGGUAGUCUUAAACAAAUAUACUUUGAAACAAAAGUAUAAAACCUCACACACAUGGUUAUGGGUUUAAAAAAAGGAAGACACCUGUACCACGUCAUAUAUAGAGUUGAAAUGUAUUACAUUUUGUGUUUGCAUCCCAAUAUUACACUUUAUAUACAUCACAGAAGACUGAAAUAUAACAAAACCGUUUGACAUAAAAACACUGGAUUUUCGGUGCGUAAAAAAAGAAUAUGUUGACUAAUUAUGAAAUUAUGAAAAAUAUGAAUAACAUUCCACCCUUGAGGCCACUAGACGGCAUUUCUGGUCAGUCGACUGCAGGAAAGGGCUACGACACAAUAUUAACAAACCCUUCUACAAAACCCUUUGUUCAUGAGAUCAACGUGUCUAACUUUCCCUGCUUUGCAGACUGACAGGAAGUCCAAGGACAGACAGAUCUGCAUCCCCCAUCAAAGUGCUCUUUGACAGCAUCCUUCUUUUCUUGGACAUAUUUGUCAAUGGAUACGUUGGGAAUUAUGGACGAUGGCUGCCUGUCAUCAGACAACUACCAUGACAUGGUGAAGGGAGGAGGGUCUAGCGGAGGAGGCCGGCUCCACAGCGCUGACCUGAUCCCGGGCUUCAGUAAGGACCAGUACCCCCUGCUCACUCCUGUAGGGUCCGAACGGACCCAGGAAAUGGACACUGAGGGCCUGGAGGACCACCAGGGGAAGCAGGGCCAGUCAGACCCCUACAGAUACCUGGCCAGCCUGGAGGACAGCACCCAGCACUCUGUCUUUCACGAGUCAGGCCUUUUCUCCAGGGACAAGUGUGACGGGGACCUGGGAGACCUCCCGAAGGGGGUGGACAGCGGGGAAAAGUCCCCUGAGCCUCCAAAGGAGGACCACCCUAAGAAGAAGCACCGGCGUAACCGCACCACCUUCACCACCUUCCAGCUCCAUGAGUUGGAGAAGGCCUUUGAGAAGUCCCACUACCCUGACGUCUACAGUCGGGAGCUCCUGGCUAUGAAGGUCAACCUCCUUGAGGUCCGUGUCCAGGUGUGGUUCCAGAACCGCCGGGCUAAGUGGAGACGUCAGGAGAAGAUGGACUCCAACUCAACAAAGCUCCACAACUCCCCCAUGCUGUCUUUCAACCGGUCGCCCAUGCCCUCCAAUGUGGGGCUCACGUCCAACCCAUUACCCCUGGACCCCUGGCUGGCCUCGUCCAUGACCAGCAGCAACUCAAUGCACACUAUCCCCGGAUAUACAGGCCCAGGGCAGGGCCCUCACCUUCAGCCUGCCUACCCCAGCCACUCCCACUCCCACAGCCAUAGCCAUAGCCACAGCUUCCUCGACAGUCCCCCAGGACAUGGCAUGGUGCACCAAGGAAUGGUACAGGGCAUGCAGGGGAUGCAGUCUGUGGCCCCACCACUCUACCAGUGCCUCUGCAGCUUCAAUGAUAAGUACCCUCUGCUAAGGACCUGGAACAUGGUUCCAGCAUCGCAGCACUAAGGUUGAAGGCUAAGGAGCACAUCCAUGCCAUGAAUAAAACCUGGAAGCCUCACAUUCACUUAAGGAUGGUCAACUAGAACAGGUGAUCAAAACAAAGAUAUUCUAUAUAAAGGAUGGUCAACUAGAACAGGUGAUCAAAACAAAGAUAUUCUAAAUAAAGGAUGGUCAACUAGAACAGGUGAUCAAAACAAAGAUAUUCUAAAUAAAGGAUGGUCAACUAGAACAGGUGAUCAAAACAAAGACAUUCUAUAUAAAGGAUGGUCAACCACAACAGGUGAUCAAAACAAAGACAUUCUAUAUAAAGGAUGGUCAACUAGAAGAGGUGAUCAAAACAAAGAUAUUCUAAAUAAAGGAUGGUCAACUAGAACAGGUGAUCAAAACAAAGGUAUUCUAUAUAAAGGAUGGUCAACUAGAACAGUUGAUCAAAACAAAGGUAUUCUAUAUAAAGGAUGGUCAACCACAACAGGUGAUCAAAACAAAGACAUUCUAUAUGAAGGAUGGUCAACUAGAACAGGUGAUCAAAACAAAGACAUUCUAUAUGAAGGAUGGUCAACCACAACAGGUGAUCAAAACAAAGACAUUCUAUAUAAAGGAUGGUCAACUAGAACAGGUGAUCAAAACAAAGACAUUCUAUAUGAAGGAUGGUCCACUAGAACAGGUGAUCAAAACAAAGACAUUCUAUAAAGGAUGCAAAAUUUCAACAUGAUCAAAACAAAGACAUUGUAUAAAAGAUGGUCAACUGCGACACGAUCAAACAAAGACAAUUCCAUAAAAAGGAUGGUAAACUUCAGCAGGUAAUCAAAACAAAGAUAUUCUGUAAAAGGGAUGGUGAACUUCAGAACAAAGACAUUCUGUAUAGUUUAUUAAUUUUUUUGUUAAUUUUAUUUAACCUUAAUUUAUUUAAGUCAGUUAAAGGGAUAUGGUCAACAGUAAUGCAUUAUGUAGGGAAUAGGGUGCCAUUUGGUUGGUGUUCUGUGUGUUUAAAAAGCUUAUUGUCUCCAUUAAGGUAUUUUUUCUUAUCACUUAUUUAUAUUUGCAUAUCUGUACACUGUAACUUCUUUCUGGAUGUGAAAUAAAAUGAACUUAUGUUUUGUUUUUUAAAUGAAUAAUUCAGAGGUGCUACCAUAUUGAAAAGUCAGUACUAGUGAUGUGAAAUGUUAUCAUUUUGGCAUUGAUUAUAGAUUGUUUACACCUAAUUGUCAAGCCCUGACCUUAGUUUAUUUUUUUUUGUCUCUAUUUUGGUUUGGUCAGGGCGUGAGUGUAACGGUUUUCCUCUUCCUCUUCAUCAGAAGAGGAGGAGCAGGGAUUGAACCAAUAUGCAGCGGAUUGUGAAGACAUGAUUUAUUAAAGAAAAACACGAAAACACGAACUUGACUAAUAAACUAACAAAACAACAAACGGUGUAGACAGAUCUGGACGACGGACUCACAUAACACACGAGAACGCACGAACAGGGAAAAAGCCUACACAUAAAUGACACUGAACAAACAAACCGAAAACAGUCCCGUGUGGCGCAACGACAUACACAAACACAGGAGACAAUCACCCACAACGAACACUGUGAAAACACCUACCUAAAUAUGACUCUUAAUUAGAGGAACGCCAAACACCUGCCUCUAAUUAAGAGCCAUACCAGGCAACCCAUAAACCAACAUAGAAACAGAAAACAUAGAAUGCCCACCCAAACUCACGUCCUGACCAACUAACACAUAUAACAAACUAACAGAAAUAGGUCAGGAACGUGACAUAACCCCCCCCAUAAGGUGCGAACUCCGGGCGCACCAGCACAAAGUCUAGGGGAGGGUCUGGGUGGGCAUCUAACCACGGUGGUGGCUCAGGCUCCUGGCGAGGUCCCCACCCCACCAUAGUCAAUCCCAGCUUCCAUCUCCCCCUAUGAAUGUCCACCCUCAUCUUACCCCCACAAAAUCCUUUUGGUAACAUCGACAACAGGGGCAGCACCGGGACAGAGGGAUAGAUCAAGACAGAGGGAUAGCUCAAGACAGAGGGAUAGAUCAGGAUAGAGAGGUAGCUCAGGAUAGAGAGGUAAAUCAGGAUAGAGGGGCAACUCCGGACUGAAAGGCAGCUCCGGACAGAGAGACAGCUCUGGACUGAGGGGCAGUUCUGGGUAAA